This is a messenger RNA of Cladocopium goreaui, 1446 nucleotides long. Lineage: Eukaryota; Dinophyceae; Suessiales; Symbiodiniaceae. The record is from the annotation of a GenBank genome assembly.
AUGUCAUGUCAGUUCCAGCCUUUCUGUUGGAGUGAAUUCUUCAGCACCCGUGGGAUUGACUAUAAAGGGGAUGAAAUAAAGACAGCAAGAAGUUUCUGCUGGGGCAACAUUGAACCUGCCCUCCCGGCUGAGAUAGGGAGGGUCCCCCUGGAAGAGGUCUGCACUCUGGGGGCUAGGCAUUACGUUGAGAAUUUCGAUGGUUUUUUGAAGGAUAAAUCAGCGUGGGUGUUGUCCAAAGCUCCAAGAGUGAUGGUGGCAGACGACCAAUGGCCCGAAGUUUGCCGUGGGUUGGUUAGCGCAGGUGUCUGCGCCUACCUCCCGGUGGAGGAGGUCUUUGACACAGGUCAUGGACCCCUCCUUAAUGGGCUGUUCGGAGUAUCCAAAGAGGAAUGGGUCGGUGAAACGGAAGUCUUUCGUUUAAUCAUGAACUUAAUUCCUCUCAAUCGUUUGGCCCACCCACUGAAAGGCGAUGUUGAGACGUUGCCUAGCUGGAGUCUGAUGAACCCCUUCUUCCUUCAGCCGUCCCACAACCUCCUGAUUAGCAGUGAGGAUGUGAGGUGUUUCUUCUACACCAUGGCGGUGCCACACGCUUGGUACAAGUACUUAGCAUUCAACAAACGAGUUCCAGACUCAUGCUUGCCAAUCGAGUUGCAAGGGCGGGAGGUGUACCUUUGUUCCAAGGUCCUCCCUAUGGGGUUCCUCAACUCCGUGUCGUUGGCACAGCAUGUCCAUCGCAACCUCGCAAUUUGGAGUGGUGGUGGCGACCCAGGUGGGCUUAACCCUCCGGAGGGUGAGAUCAGGAAGGACCGGCCGAUUACUGUCCGGAAUCCUGCUUGGCGGAUUUACCUCGACAACUACGACCUUCUUGAAAAGGUUGAGGCCUUGGGAAUCGGGAGUCAGGAGGGAACCCUGGCUCCCUCGGUCCUGGCCUUACGCCAAGAAUAUGAAAAAUGGGAAAUACCCACAAACUUCAAGAAGAGUGUCAGCCGUCAACUUCAAGCAGAAGUGCAAGGCGCCCACGUCGAUGGUGAAGAAGGCGUGGCGUAUCCCCGGAACUCGGUGAGGUCAUCCUUGAAGCUCAUCAAGAUCUUGAGUUGGUGUGCCAGGAAGGAGGUGAUGGAUUUGUUCACUCCUUCGGGCCUGGUCUACAUGCAGAUCGCCCUCGCUGCCCUGCUUCAAGGUCAGCUGUAUGCGGAGUCACCCAAAGCGGCCAAGAAAGAAGCAGCGACCUUUGUGACGCAGAUGUGCCCCGGGUACGGCCACGGCCUGAAGCCUGUGAUCGUGAAGCCGGUGAACUCCACCAGCAAACCGUUCCGCACCACCAAAGACGGCGUGAUUUCCAGCCUCGUGGGCGGCUACGAAGAGUUUCCCGAGGAGUCCAGGGAGCCCAGGGAGCCCAGGCAACGUGGCAACGGUAAAGGGGUCAAGCCCUUGGGGAAAAAAUAG